Molecule: messenger RNA, 3552 nt
Organism: Ceratotherium simum simum (southern white rhinoceros)
Lineage: Eukaryota; Metazoa; Chordata; Mammalia; Perissodactyla; Rhinocerotidae
Gene: MAP7D1
Product: MAP7 domain containing 1
Biological process (GO): microtubule cytoskeleton organization
Cellular component (GO): microtubule cytoskeleton
Source: RefSeq, a predicted model, not a curated record
GCCCGCUCCGCCGCGGCCGCAGAAGAGGCGUCCGGAGACUCGAGGCCCUGCGCUCCAGGGCGGGGGCGGGGCGGGCGGAGCGGGCGCGCGGCGGCUCGGUCCCCGGGCGCUGCGGGGGCGGUUCUCCCCGCGUGGCACUUGGUACGCGCCAGUGGCGAGGCCUGGCCCAGCCCGGGCGGUACAAUAGGGUUGGGCCGCGGCUGGGACUGGGCCGGCGCGGGGCAGGAGAAGGAUCGCGGCCGCAGCCGGGAGACACUGGGCGGCUGGCGACUCCGAGCCUCGCAGGCCACCAGCCGAGCCAGCCUCGACCUUCCCCCCAGCGCCCCCGCCUCUGAGUCGUUGCCCGCCGGGCCGGGCCGGGCGUGAUGCGCCGCGGUACCCCUGUCCUGGCCGCUGGCCGCCGCCGCCGUCGCCGCUGAGACCCCAGGACCCCCCCCGUGACACCGCAGCUAUGGAGAGCGGCCCACAUGCGGAACCGGGUGUCGGCGCACCCCCAGCUGUGGCAGCCAGAACACCCCCAGAGCCAAGACCUUCUCCAGAAGGUGACCCCUCCCCACCGCCACCACCACCACCGAUGUCAGCCCUGGUUCCCGACACUCCCCCGGACACCCCUCCUGCCAUGAAGAAUGCCACUAGCCCUAAGCAGCUCCCAAUGGAACCAGAGAGCCCCCCAGGGCUGAUAGAUCCUAGGCCAGCCCCCCAGCAGGAAGAGUCCCCUUUCUCAGAAGUGAAGAGCAGAGGACCCACCCCUCCAGCCAUAGGCCCACAGGAUGCCAGGCCUCCUCGAAGGAGCAGCCAGCCAUCCCCAACAGCAGUGCCAGCCUCCGACAGCCCUCCUACCAAGCAAGAUGUAAAGAAGGCAGGAGAGAGGCACAAGCUGGCAAAGGAGCGGCGAGAAGAGCGGGCCAAGUACCUGGCGGCCAAGAAGGCGGUGUGGCUGGAGAAGGAGGAGAAGGCCAAGGUGCUGCGGGAGAAGCAGCUCCAGGAGCGCCGGCGGCGGCUGGAGGAGCAGCGGCUCAAAGCCGAGCAGCGCCGAGCGGCCCUGGAGGAGCGGCAGCGGCAGAAGCUGGAGAAAAACAAGGAGCGCUACGAAGCAGCCAUCCAGCGGUCAGUGAAGAAGACGUGGGCCGAAAUCCGGCAGCAGCGCUGGUCCUGGGCAGGGGCCCUGCACCACAGCUCCCCAGGACAUAAGACCAGUGGGAGCAGGUGCUCCGUGUCGGCAGUAAACCUGCCCAAACACGUGGACUCUAUAAUCAACAAGCGGCUCUCAAAGUCCUCUGCCACGCUCUGGAACUCCCCCAGUAGAAAUCGCAGCCUGCAGCUGAGCGCAUGGGAGAGCAGCAUCGUGGACCGUCUGAUGACGCCCACCCUCUCCUUCCUGGCACGGAGUCGCAGUGCGGUUACACUGCCCCGCAACGGCCGGGACCAGGGUAGGGGCCGCGGCCCCGGGAGAGCCCCCGUGAGGGGCGGGACAGGGGCUAGCCUCGCGCGUGGGCCGCGCCCCGACCGCACUCAUCCCUCCGCAGCCGUGCCAGUGUGCCCGCGCUCGGCCUCCGCCAGCCCCCUGACUCCGUGCAGCGCCCCCCGAAGCGCGCACCGUUGCGCCCCCGCCGGGGAGCGCCGCAAGCCCACCGCGGGGGCCAGCCCCGCCUCGGUGCGCCGCCGGCCCGAGGCCUCACCGGUACAGAAAAAGGAGAAGAAGGACAAGGAGCGGGAAAACGAGAAGGAGAAGAGUGCCCUGGCCCGCGAGCGCAGCCUCAAAAAGCGCCAAUCGCUGCCCGCCUCUCCGCGCCCCCGCCUGUCCGCAGCUGCGGCCUCGGAGCUCAGUCCCAAAUCCAAGGCCCGGCCAUCCUCUCCCUCUACAUCCCGGCAAAGGCCUGCCUCUCCCUGCCCCAGCCCAGGACCAGGCCACGCUCUGCCCCCAAAACCACCGUCCCCGCGAGGCACCACUGCAUCACCCAAGGGGCGCGUUCGGAGGAAGGAUGAGGCAAAGGAGAGCCCCUCAGGGCCUGAGGACAAGAAUCAGAGCAAGGGCAAGGCCAGUGAUGAGAAGGAGCCCGCAGCCCCGGCCUCGCCAGCACCCUCACCUGUGCCCUCACCCACCCCAGCCCAGCCCCAGAAGGAGCAGCCGGCAGCGGAGAUCCCUGCAGAUACUGCUGUCCUGGCCACACCCCCAGCCCCUGCUCCCCCGGCGACGCCUAGCAAACCCAUGGCGGGCACCACAGACCGAGAGGAGGCCACUCGGCUCCUGGCUGAGAAGCGGCGCCAGGCCCGGGAGCAGCGGGAGCGCGAGGAACAGGAGCGGAGGCUGCAGGCAGAAAGGGACAAGCGAAUGCGAGAGGAGCAGCUGGCGCGGGAGGCCGAGGCCCGGGCCGAGCGGGAGGCGGAGGCCAGGAGGCGGGAGGAGCAGGAGGCCCGCGAGAAGGCGCAGGCGGAGCAGGAGGAGCAGGAGCGGCUGCAGAAGCAGAAAGAGGAGGCCGAAGCUCGGUCCCGGGAAGAAGCGGAGCGGCAGCGUCUGGAGCGGGAAAAGCACUUCCAGCGGGAGGAGCAGGAGCGGCAAGAGCGCAAAAAGCGUCUGGAAGAGAUAAUGAAGAGGACUCGGAAGUCAGAAGCUGCUGAAACCAAGCAGAAGCAGGACAGAAAGGAGGCAAAAGCUAACAAUUCCAGCCCAGACCCUGUGAAGGCCGGGGAGGCUCGGCCCUUGGGACUGCAGAAGGAAGCUGUACAGAAAGAGGAGCCGGCCCCCCAGGAGCCUCAGUGGAGCCUGCCAAGCAAGGAGUUGCCAGGGUCCCUGGUGAAUGGCCUGCAGCCUCUCCCAGCACACCAGGAGAAUGGCUUCUCCCCUAAGGGACCCUCGGGGGACAAGAGCCUCGGCCGAACACCAGAGACACUCCUGCCCUUCGCAGAGGCAGAAGCCUUCCUCAAGAAAGCUGUGGUGCAGCCCCCGCAGGUCACAGAAGUCCUUUAAGGAGGACUUGGAUCCAGGCACAGCUAUGAGGGCUCCUCUGCGUCAUCCACCAGGAUGUCUGGAAGAAAAAGAGACAGAACAAAGCCGGAAGUGGCCUGGGCCCCCGGGGUGGGUCCUCUCUGUUAUUUUUAAUCUGCACCUUAUAGACUGAUGUCUCUUUGGCCGGAGCCAGACCCUCUCAGUGCAUUCGUGUGCUCACAUGCACAGACCGCCCCCCCCACAUACACACACACACAUACACUCACAGCCUCUCUGGCCUCCUCCCUUGGGGAAGGGCCGCCUGUAGAUUUGCCUUGGUUUGGUGGGGUACAGUGGAUGUGAAUACUGUAAAUAGCUUGUGCUCAGACUCCUCUGCGUGGAGGGGAUGGGUGCAGGAGGCAGACCCUCCCAAGACUCCCUGGGGAGAUCUUCCUCUCUCUAUUUAACUGUAACUGAGGGGGAACCCAGGUCUAGGGAUUGGGGGCACCUUGGGUCACAGGAUACUGGUUGCUUUAGGGGUACCCGUGCCCCCUGCCCUCGCCUGGAAUCAGUGUUAUUGCAUCUGAUCAAACUUCUCCAGAAAUAAAGUGAGAAUAAUUCUGCCA